Molecule: messenger RNA, 2658 nt
Organism: Erpetoichthys calabaricus (reedfish)
Lineage: Eukaryota; Metazoa; Chordata; Cladistia; Polypteriformes; Polypteridae
Product: neuronal vesicle trafficking-associated protein 1
Exons: 5
Coding region: 225-785 (186 amino acids)
Biological process (GO): clathrin coat assembly; endosomal transport; G protein-coupled dopamine receptor signaling pathway
Cellular component (GO): endosome; membrane
Molecular function (GO): clathrin light chain binding
Source: RefSeq, a predicted model, not a curated record
UCAGGUAGCGCGCUCUCAAAUCUACUCUGCACGGCGACGCCGCUUGCAAAGGCUGCGGACCUGCCCAGGCAAAGCUGCUGCGUCAUACGAGGGGCUCGGACUCACACUUAAAGGGGAGGGGGCAAUUACCGUUACUAUACCCCCCAAGCAUCCACUGAUACGGCUUUCAUCUUUAUUUUCAAUCCACCAGAAUAGUACCCAAGGAGGCCCGUUCACUUUAAAGAAUGGUGAAACUGGGAAGCAAUUUUAGCGAAAAGAAUAACGCAAAACAGCCUGCUGCUGAAGAUGGAUUUGAUACCAUCCCCCUCAUCACACCCUUAGAUGUCAAUCAGCUACAAUUCCCCCCUCCAGAUAAGGUGGUUGUAAAAACUAAAACAGAAUAUGACAGUGACUACAAAAAAGGCAAAUUCCGUUCACCUAAAAUUGCUGAAUUUUCAAUAAGCAUCACUGAAGGGGUUUCUGAGCGAUUUAAGGUCACAGUUUUAGUUCUCUUUGCACUGGCAUUCAUAACUUGUGUAGUGUUUUUGGUGGUCUACAAGGUAUACAAGAAUGACCAUGCCUGUCCAGAAGGAUUCAUCCUGCAGCAAAGCCGGUGCAUCCCAGCUGGAAUAGACAGUUAUUACUCUGAACAGGAUUCCAGUGCCCGAGGAAAAUUCUACACGGUUAUUAACCACUACAACCUGGCCAAGCAGACCAUCACUCGCUCUCUGUCACCUUGGAUGACUGUGAUGUCUGAAGAAAAGGUAUCUGAGCAGGAGACGGAGACGGCCGAAAAGGCCGCUUAGAGUAAAGGGGGUGUAAUCAGUAGAAACAACGAAAGCUGACCAGCUAACUGCAAGCAAACAUUAAUUAUAACCAAGGCGUCAAGCUAAUGAUUACAAAAAAAACAACAAAAAACAUAUUUAUCUUGAAGGUUUUUGUUUGACGUUUCUUAGAUAAAUAUAUAUUUUUAAUGAUGGUUUCAUUUGAUUAUAUUUAGAAUACUUGACACAUUUUUAAAUUAGCAAUUGUUUAAGUCCUUACACUUGAUCUGUAAAAAUGUACUUCAGUUAAUCUAAAUCGUUCAGUGGCUAUAAUUAAAGUUUGCUUUCAGGAAACAUGAAAAUUUGUUAAAAAAAAAGUGGAUUUUGAAAGAAUGGGGAACAACAAACAAUGGCCAAGUAGCCUUCCUUUAAUUUAAUUUAUUUUAUGCUCACAAUUGCAUUUUCUGCUGUCUCUCUAACUGCUACAAAAUGCAGAUUUCUAAGUGAUAAUGAAGUUCUCUACGCCAUUUGGUAAGCUGGAUGUUGUUUUAUUAAUGCUGUCAAGCAUAAACUAUAUUACUUCUCCACUGUGGCUGUUGCAUAUUAGGUAGGACGUGCACUGGAAAUCAAAUACAUGUGAAUGUGAAUUAAUUACAAACACCAACGAACGAACAAAAACAUGCAGACGUCUGUUUCUAACUGCCAUUUAAAUAAUGUGUAUUCAGUAGUGUCAAGAAUUUGUAAUGACAGAAUUAUGUUAUCAUUCUUAUAGAUGCACUAUCUUUAGUUUGUUUUUAUUUUUAUAUUAUUAAUGCAGGGUGUAAGAAAACAAAAGAUGAAAAAUCAUGUUGAAAAUUUCAAAUGAUCAUAGCUAUUUUGUGACCUUUAUAGAAAUGAAUUAAAUGAUUAGUUGAAUUAAUUUGAUUGACUACAAAUUCAAAUAUUGUAACAAAGUAACUUAGUAUUUCAAGCAUGAUUCCUUCAAGCUUUAUGAAUAAUUCAUGCAGUGUAAGAUGAGAGGUUUAGUAAAAUGAUUUUCAAUUUCAAAACUUCCACGCGCCCACUAACUGUGAUAUAGUAAAAUCAAUACAGUCAUGGAUCCUUUAAGGUCACUCUAUAGAGUAAAACAUACAACUCGUAGGUCCCAACAGGAAAAAAAUGAAGCCUGUAUUAUUGUUUUAUUAAGUGUGUACAUUUAAAGCUGCACCAUGCAGAAGCUGUAAUGUGUUAAAGCAUCAUACAGUAGCUGCUGACAUUUUACACAACAGAUGAGCAAAAGAAUGUUUUUCCAUUCGGGUUACUUCUACAUGAUGUUUGCAGUGGAAAUGUCAAAAGUAACAGAUGAAGUCCAGACAUAAUACAACCCACCGGUGUAUUAGUAAUAAAUAAAACUUGCACAUUACAUUUGACUAAACAAACUUUAUUAUUUAUUUAGGUUAGUAUGUGUCUGAUUGCUAUUACAUUGUAGUGUUUUCCGCUUAUUUUCUAUCUUAAUGCCAUGCAAUAUACAUAUUGUCGCAACACAAAAUGUACUUCAGCAGCUACAUCUCCACUUGCUUUAGUGGCUUGAUAAUAUAACUCAUUGGGGUGGGGGGGGGAGGACGGGCUUUAAUUAAUGUAACUUGUUGUAAAGUGUCACAAAAGCAUGAUCGCAAUAAAAGACAAUGAACAAAAACAGUGCCAAAUGUUUCUUCUUGGGUUAAAAAAUUAGAUGUUCAGAAGCACAUUUUAUGAAAUCAAUUCAUGUAAUUUAUUUUGUAGAAAUCACAUUUUAUCAUGUCAUGUACCACAAUGAAACCAUUUGGUUGUAACUUUUGACAUUUUCACUUUGUCAAAAUAAAUAAAAUCAAAGGCAGAUGACACAAUUCUUCUGUGCAAGUACUCCUAAAUAAAUGUAAUUUCAAACAUUAAAAAA